Molecule: messenger RNA, 3501 nt
Organism: Archocentrus centrarchus (flier cichlid)
Lineage: Eukaryota; Metazoa; Chordata; Actinopteri; Cichliformes; Cichlidae
Gene: melk
Product: maternal embryonic leucine zipper kinase
Exons: 21
Coding region: 584-2629 (681 amino acids)
Biological process (GO): intracellular signal transduction; protein phosphorylation
Cellular component (GO): cytoplasm
Molecular function (GO): ATP binding; protein serine/threonine kinase activity
Source: RefSeq, a predicted model, not a curated record
UUAGGUAGAAGGAAUGCACUGCCCAGCUCAACAACACCAAAAGGACUGAAAGACCACAGAAGAGCACUACAGGGAAGAGUGGCAGAAUUCUUGGCUGGUCAAGAAAAUACCCUUCACAAAAAUCUGGCCAAGGCUUGUAAGGGCCCCUCCCACCUCUUGGGGGCCUGAGUAGUCAGUCCCACUUUUCCCUCCCACUUUGACUGUCCCGGUGAAACAGCUGGAGUCACACACCAAAGGACGGAUUGAGUUUACUCACCCAGGGGCAGAGCAGCAGAAGGUGUGCCUGGCUCAGGAAGUAGGUUGUUUGAUGUCCGUCUGUCCCAUCCUGGCCAGCUGCCUCGCAGCCCAAAUGAGUGGUUCUGUCUUCCUGCUGACACCUGGACAUCCCCUAACCACCGGUUACUUCCCUUACAACCAUCUCCUUUCCUAACAACCACGAGAUACGCAGGAUGGUCAUUGAUCAGAUCACCUCUCACCUUUCCCUAAUUACAGACUUAAGACAGGCGCCGCUGAAGACACACCUUCUAACAGCAUAAAUACACCUCUCUGGAAGGUUUACCAUCGUGCUGCCGGAGCAGUGAGAAUGCCGGUAGAAAGGACGGAGCAUCGCGGAGCAGACGAGCUCCACAAAAAUUAUGAGGUUUUUGAGACUAUCGGCUCAGGAGGCUUUGCAAAAGUCAAGCUGGGUCGACACAUCUUGACAGGAGAGAAGGUUGCCAUUAAAAUCAUGAAUAAAAAGGAUCUUGGGGAUGACUUGCCUCGUGUGAAGGUGGAGAUCGAAGCCAUGAAGAACCUGAGUCACCAACAUAUUUGUCGACUCUAUCAGGUCAUCGAGACGUCCACCCAGAUAUUUAUGGUGUUGGAGUACUGCCCUGGUGGGGAGUUGUUUGACUACAUCAUAGCUAAGGAUCGCCUGUCUGAGGAGGAAACCAGGGUGUUUUUCAGGCAGAUUGUGUCCGCGAUGGCCUAUGUUCACAGCCAAGGUUACGCACACAGAGACCUAAAACCGGAAAACUUAUUGAUUGAUGAGGACCAUAACUUGAAGCUCAUAGAUUUUGGCUUGUGUGCCAAGCCUAAGGGAGGUUUGGGUUAUGAGCUGAUGACCUGUUGUGGGAGCCCUGCUUACGCUGCUCCUGAACUUAUCCAGGGAAAAGCGUAUAUUGGAUCAGAGGCUGAUGUAUGGAGUAUGGGAGUGCUGCUGUUUGCUCUGCUCUGUGGAUACCUGCCCUUUGAUGAUGACAACUGCAUGAUCCUCUACAGGAAGAUUACAAGAGGUACAUAUGAUAACCCACAGUGGCUCUCUCCAGGUAGUAUCCUCCUCCUCAACCAGAUGUUACAGGUGGACCCAAAGCGACGUCUGACUGUUAGACAGCUGCUGAACCAUCCUUGGGUGAUGAAAGACUACAACAGCCCUGUGGAGUGGUACAGCAGGCAGCCGCUUGGCUACAUAGAUGAAGACUGUAUCACUGAGAUGGCAGUUAACAUGAAGCGAUCGAGACAGAGCACCACAGCGCUGGUGAAGGAGUGGCGAUAUGACCACAUCACAGCCACCUACCUGCUGCUGCUGUCAAAGAAGCAGAGGGGAAAGCCUGUCCGCCUGCGCCCUGAACCAGCUGUCUGUGAGGACUUCUGCUCUCCUUUGCAUCAGGGACUACAGACAAGAGAAGCCCUUCACUUCAGUGAGGAUGAAGAUGCUGUGAUUGUGGGUUCUUUGGACUUUUGCUCAGACUACAUUGAUGAUUGCCCGUGGGUUUCAGUUCCACAGCGCACACCCCAGGGGGUCAGAGGUCAGCCAGAUGGAACCACAAAAAAAGACACGAGGCUAUUCUCGCCAUCAGUGGAAAAAGGGUGUCCUUCCAGCCCAACCCCACAGAGGGGGCGAAAAACAACACCUCGCCGCCAGAGAGAGAGGGACCAAGAACAGGCCAGUGAGAACAAGGAGAAUAAUGAUGCCCAAGAUAGAAGCUUUGACAUUUUUGCCUUGCCUCCACCUCGAACACCUGUAUCCAGUAAGAAGAAUGCACGCCUCAAUAAGAAUGUGUUGACCACACCCAAUCAGAAUUCUAAUAUCAAACCCAGUGUGGCCACGCCUAAAGGUGGAGACAGUGCAUCCAAAGAGGACAAGAAGAGCGCAGCAGAGAACAGGGAUCCUACAAACUUAGAAAUAAUGGCCUUUAGUCCAGAGCGGAGGUCCAGGUCACUGGACAUGGCUGUCACAGGAGACAGUGGGAAGAAGAAACGAGGGGGAAAGAUGUUUGGUUCCCUGGAGAGAGGUCUGGACAAGGUGAUAACCAUGCUCACGCCAAGCAAGCGACGAGCCCUGAGGGACGGACCACGUAAGAUUAAGGCACAAUACAAUGUGACUCUGACCAGUCAGACCAAUCCAUACCAGGUGCUUAACCAGAUCCUCUCCACCCUGCCGGAGAAAAAUAUUGACUUCACGCAGAAAGGGUAUACUCUGAAGUGUCAAACAUGGGAUGACUUUGGGAAGGUGACAAUGGCGUUUGAACUGGAGGUGUGCUUGCUACAAAGGCCAGAAGUUGUCGGUGUCCGCCGUCAGAGGCUGAAGGGAGACGCUUGGGUAUACAAGCAUCUGGUGGAGGACAUUCUUUCCACGUCCAGUAUCUAAAAAAAUGCACUUUCUUAGCAAAAUCUCUACUACUUCUAAGUCAAUGGGCACCGGCUCUCUUUGUUGAAGAAAUACCAGUGACUAACCAGUAAGUGAUGCAGAUAGAUGGGAGGCUAUUGUUGAGCAAUGAUCAACCCUUCAUCGUUCUUUGGAAUAUUAAAAACUGUCCUUAGGCUAGUCUGCAAUUCCCCAAAUAUAUGUUACAUUAAAUUUAUGAGUAUUAUGUUUCAGGAUCCUGUCUGUACAGUGCAUCUUGUUUUAUGUAGAAUUGUUUUUAAUUUCUCUUUUCAUGAUCAUUAAACUCAAUAUAAUUGCUGUUAGUCAAGUUGGUGUGUGUGUGUGUGAGAGAGAGAGAGUGUGUGUGUGAGAGACAGUGAAAUGUAAAAAGACUUCUUACACUAGACCUUCCAGCUUCCUAUUAACAUAUUUAUGUCUUGUUGUUUUCCCUCGUAGAUGCUAAAUUUUAUGAGUAGCAUGAAAAAACAUAAGCAUAAGUAAUUUUUAUAUGUACAUGUGUUUACAGUUCUUUCAUCAUGUUUUACGUGGUUAUAUUGAAUGUUUUUUCAGUGUUUCUGUUUUUUUUUUUUCAGUGGUGUCUGUAUGAUUUUUACUGAAAAUGCAAAAGGUGCAAAAUAAAUUAUUUCUGCAUUUAUGAACAAAAAUGAUUAAGAUGAAUUCAACUACUUUAUUAACAUCAAAUGUUCUUUAUUAUGCAUUCAGCAGUUGAUGGAGCGGUGGUGUGUUUUACACUCUGUCAUCAUCCUUCUGUUCAUCCUCUAGGCUUCACUUCACUUUGGUAGAAAGAUUGAUGGUGAUAGUUUAUCUUAGCGAGAGUGUUUCUAAAUGUCUAUCAACAAUAAAAUGAGCAGUGA